This is a messenger RNA of Loxodonta africana (African savanna elephant), 8882 nucleotides long. RefSeq names its product ERCC excision repair 6 like 2 (gene ERCC6L2). The coding region runs from base 342 to 4067 and encodes 1241 amino acids. NCBI's taxonomy places the organism in Eukaryota, Metazoa, Chordata, Mammalia, Proboscidea, Elephantidae. The transcript has 19 exons. Gene Ontology annotation, molecular function: ATP binding; ATP-dependent chromatin remodeler activity. The record is from RefSeq and is a predicted model, not a curated record.
UAUCGCGGGAUUUUCCCAGUCCCGGCUGCCGCGAGCUGUAGGAUGUAGAGCGAGGCCUAGCAAUAAGAGGGAGGGGAAGGGGUCGCCAUGUCCUUGCCUUGUCUUCCACCAGAGGCGGAGGCGGCGGAGCCCGAGACGACUUGGUGAGCGUUGCCUCGGCAGCCUCCCACAGCGCCCUCCGAUUCUGCCGCUGCCUCGGACGCUGCCGUCUUCUACUUCGUGGAUCCCCUGAGCCUCCACCUUUGCUCGCCGCCGUCCGGUGGCUUCGGGUUCCAGGGGGGCGAUGGUCGGAGGGCCGCGGGAGGUGUUGCUGGUGUCCUCCGCCGGCCAUCUGGUGUUAAAUGCCGCCGGGCUGCCAGGCUCCUCCCCCUGGCCAGAUGGAUGUCUCUGCCCCGGAGUCCCGCGCGGAAACCGCCGGCAAAGACAGAUGGUGUCCAGGAGAAAGAUGUCUUGCCCCUUCUCCAGAUAAUGGAAAGCUUUGUGAAGCAAGCAUAAAAUCUAUCACAGUGGAUGAAAAUGGAAAGUCAUUUGCAGUCAUUUUAUAUUCAGAUUCUCUAGAAAAGAAAGUACCGCUUCAAAGACUUCAAGAAGUAAAAUCCGUUAAAGAUUGCUCCAGGAAUUUUAUAUUUGAUGAUGAAGAUUUGGAAAAACCUUAUUUCCCAGAUCGAAAAUUUCCAUCAUCUGCUAUUGCUUUUAAAUUAUCCGAAGAUGGAGACUGUAUUCCUUACACUAUUAACAGGUAUUUGAGAGACUACCAAAGGGAAGGAGCCCAGUUUCUCUAUGGACACUACAUCCAAGGAAGAGGGUGUAUUCUUGGUGAUGACAUGGGACUUGGAAAAACAGUACAGGUUAUUUCAUUCCUGGCUGCAGUUUUGCAUAAAAAGGGAACUCGUGAAGAUAUUGAAAAUAACAUGCCAGAGUUUUUACUAAGAAGUAUGAAAAAGGAAACCCCUUCUUGUACAGCAAAAAAGAUGUUCUUAAUAGUUGCCCCUCUUUCUGUCCUCUACAACUGGAGGGAUGAAUUGGACACCUGGGGAUAUUUCAGAGUCAUCGUUUUACACGGUAACAAAAAAGACAGUGAACUGAUUCGUGUAAAGCAGGGGAAAUGUGAAAUUGCUCUCACAACUUAUGAAACACUGCGUUUAUGUCUGGAUGAAUUUAACAGUUUGGAAUGGUCAGCUGUGAUUGUGGAUGAAGCUCAUAGAAUCAAGAAUCCAACGGCUAGAGUAACAGAAGUUAUGAAGGCUUUAAAAUGUAAUGUCCGCAUUGGCCUCACUGGGACCAUUCUUCAAAACAACAUGAAGGAAUUGUGGUGUGUGAUGGAUUGGGCUGUGCCAGGACUUUUAGGUAGCAGGAGCCACUUCAAGAAGCAGUUUUCUGACCCAGUAGAACACGGUCAAAGACACACAGCAACGAAAAGGGAACUAGCUACUGGCCGAAAGGCCAUGCGCAGAUUGGCAAAAAAGAUGUCUGGUUGGUUUCUCAGGCGUACCAAGACUCUUAUCAAGGAUCAGUUGCCUAAGAAGGAAGACCGGAUGGUGUAUUGUUCUCUGACAGAUUUCCAGAAAGCUGUCUAUCAAACAGUGUUAGAAACAGAAGAUAUAACUUUGAUACUCCGGUCUUCUGAGCCUUGUACCUGCAACAGUGGCCGAAAAAGGAGAAAUUGUUGUUAUAAGACCAAUUCACAAGGUGAAACAGUGAAAACCUUAUAUUUCAGUUACCUUGCCGUCCUUCAGAAAGUAGCUAACCAUGUCGCUCUACUUCAAGCUGCGAGCACCUCUGAACAGCAGAAAACGCUUAUCAGUAGGAUAUGCGAUCAGGUAUUUUCUAGAUUCCCAGAUUUUGUUCGGAAAAGCAAAGAUGCAGCCUUUGAAACAAUUUCUGACCCCAAAUACAGUGGAAAAAUGAAGGUCCUUCAGCAGCUUUUAAAUCACUGCAGAAAAAACAAAGAUAAAGUUCUCCUUUUCUCCUUUUCCACCAAGUUGCUUGAUGUGCUGCAACAGUACUGCAUGGCGGCUGGGCUUGAUUUCCGGCGACUUGAUGGGAGCACAAAGUCAGAGGAAAGAAUCAAGAUCGUGAAGGAGUUCAACAGUGCGCAAGAUGUUAACAUCUGCCUCGUCUCCACAAUGGCUGGUGGACUAGGCCUCAAUUUUGUUGGUGCUAAUGUUGUUGUAUUAUUUGACCCUACCUGGAAUCCAGCCAAUGAUCUUCAAGCCAUUGACAGAGCGUAUAGAAUUGGGCAGUACAGGGAUGUCAAAGUGCUUAGGCUGAUAUCCUUGGGCACUGUGGAAGAGAUCAUGUAUUUACGACAGGUGUACAAGCAGCAACUGCACUGUGUAGUAGUUGGAAGCGAAAAUGCCAAGCGAUAUUUUGAAGCAGUUCAAGGAUCAAAAGAGCACCGAGGAGAGCUUUUUGGGAUCCAUAACCUCUUCAAACUGAGGUCCCAAGGGUCCUGCCUUACGAGGGACAUCCUGGAGAGAGAAGGCCAAGUGGAAGCAGGGAUCAUGACAGCCACAACGUGGUGGAAGGAGGGUCCUCCAGCUCAGAAGCUACAAAUGCCUAGAGAGCCUGACUGUGAAGAACACAAAGGUCUAGAACUACCUGCAGAACCACUGACAGAAGCAGCUUGUGACCUCUGCAGUGAUUUUAGUGAUGAGGAACCUUUGGGAAACUCAAGAAUAAGGACUGUUAAGAGCAAUGCAUCUCAUUCAAGUAAAGCUUCAGGUGCUCCAGGACAGCUCACCUUACUCCAGUGUGGCUUCUCUAAAUUGUUUGAGACGAAAUAUGAAGCAGUUGAGGAUAGUGAUGGAAAUGACGCCUCUGAGGAUGAAAGUUCUGAUGAGCAGCCCACGUGCCGUUCAGCAGAAGCCAAAGAUGAUAUGCUUGUUGGCUGUCAGAAAAGUCAGGACUCUCUUGGUACUCCAGGACAUCAGAAAAAAGCUGGCAUCACAAAUCCAAAUGAAAAAUUUAUUUUUGAUAUAAGUGAGAAGACUUUAAAACAAAAUGUUUCUUCUGAGUCUGAUAAUGAAAAAAAUCUUAAAAAUCCAGUUGAACACGAGAAUGGCACAGAAUCAGAAGACAGCGAUGUCGUCUUUCCCACGCAAUAUACAGUUCAGAGGUUCCCUAAGUGUCGUGUAAGGUUUAAGCCAUCCUUGGAGGGAUCUGAAGAUUCUGAAACAGAAAAUCCUGUGAAAAUAACAAAGAAUGGUGAUGAUAGGAAAACCGAUGUCAGAGGAAAUGGGCCAAUUUCAAAAAACUUAAAUCCUGAGAGCAUUACUCUGAAAUCUGUCAUGAAAAGAAAAGGCACUAGUGAUAUUAGCGAUGAGUCUGAUGACAUCGAAAUGACUUCCAAGUCAAGAGUAAGAAAGCAAAGAGUUACUAGUUCUUUGAGGCUUAAGAAAGCAAAGGAAAGCAAAAGCAGACUUUACAGUUUUCCUAAAACAAUGAAGAAGACAAGCCAAGUGUACACAGCAGGCGAGGACUGUAACUCCCAGGCUGUUGAUGAGCUUUCAUCCUCAGAUGAUGACUUAUCCGUCGGCCAUGUCAGUUCCUCUAAACAGAGCCAUAGACCAAAAGUUACAAAAGAUAGAUUCAGUUUCUCUUCAAAACUGCCCAGCCACAACAAGAAAAAUAUCACUUUCGUACCAAGAAAACAAAUGAAAAUUUCAAACGAGAGGGCUCUCAGUCAAGAGCAGAUAUGUGAAUCAGUGGAUAAAUUUUUAGAUGGUGUUCAGGAAGUGGCUUACGUCCACUCAAACCAGAAUGUGAUUGGAUCAAGCAAAGCUGAAAAUCACAUGAGCCGAUGGGCUGCACAUGAUGUAUUUGAGUUGAAGCAGUUUUCCCAGCUUCCUGCUAACGUAGCCAUUUGUAGUUCUAAGACAUAUCAAGAAAAAAUCAAGAAAGAUACACACACAAAGAAAGGCCAACAACCAGGUGAAGGAGGCAUCUCUUUUCCCUUUUAUAUUUCAUACCCCGUAACCCAGAAGAAGAAAAAAGUCUACCAUACAGACCAGACCACCUUCAUAAUUGGAGAAACACCAAAAGGGAUUCGUAGAGGGAGAAACUGAGGCUCCGGGCAGUGACACAGAGAGUGCGCAGUCGAUUCUCCACCAUUACAACACGAUUAAGCCUGACAUUCCUAACAGGGAUGGACUGACCCACAGCACCAGCUAUGUCCUGGGCACCAGACGGCAGGAGCAGCUGUGAACAGCAGUACUAAGUGGAUCAAGCAGGUGGAUAACAAGUGGAUGUCAGGUUCAGUUUGAUCAGGAAGGCCUCAGAGGCCCCUUUGUUCUUCCAUCUGCCUUUAGUGGAUUAGUGGUCUGCUCUGAGGCUGGACAAGCCAGACCCACCUCCACAUGUGUCUCCUGAACUGUGGCACUCCCCCAUCAGCUUCCUCCAUCCUCCUAAUACCCUACUUCUCUUGCUUGGCAGUAUCCUGGACAACCACAGGCCCUCCCCCAAGGCAGACACGUGAACACGGGCUCCAUGGAGCCCUCCACACCUCUCAGUACCCUCGCCCUUGCCCUGGCAUCCCCAGUCUCUGCCCAGCAUUCGCCUCUGGCCACUUGUUUUGCAUGUGAAUGAGUUAAGUCCAUGUCUGGGCUGCCUUUAUCCUGGGAGGGGUGGGAUUUCUGUCACCAAUGAGUGGCUGUGAAAUGUGGGAGUCAGUAGUGGUCCCCUUUUGAAGACCCAGAAGUGACACCACUAAGGUCAGAUCCUGGAUCCUGCUUUCUGCACAGGAAUUAAUGGAGGUCCCACCUGGUCCUUCGUAGCCUGGAUAGAUGGGCAGAGACCCUGAGGGAAAUAGUGAAACGGAGCAUCUGAUUAGCAUUGCUCUAGUCAAAUCCCUAUUUGUAAUUUCGUUGAACUUACCUAUUACGUAAUAAUUAUUGUGCUUUUUUAUCCUUCCUGGAAUAUAUAUUCUACCAGUGAAUUUAUUAUUUUUUAUAUAAUUUCUAAUUAAUUUUUCUAUACAGAUCCUGCAGUAUAAUGAAUUAAUAUGUUCCUUCUAGCCAUGGUCUUUGUGACUCACACACAGUGAUUGAGUGGGACUAUGCAAAUAAGGUGUAUGGAACCUGUGAUAGUUGGAGUUGUAUGUCAACUUGGCUAAGCCAUGAUUCCCAAUAUUAUAUGGUUGUCCUCCAUUUUAUGUAUUGUAGAUCUGACCUCUACAUGUUGAUGAGGCAGGAUUGGUGUUCAGUGUGUCUUGGACCACAGCCUUGCAAGAGGGUGUGACUCAAGUCCCACCCUUACUCAAGUUAUGCCCGUCCCUGGGGUGUGGCCUGCGUGUAAGAUAUAUGUGUGUGUCCUGGCGAGGCUGUCUUUCUUUACAUCUGGAUCGUGUCCAGUUUGUGAUCAGCUGACCUCUGGUUCUUGGGACUUGAGCCAGAGGCCUGCUGUCUGACCUGCCAAUUCUGGAAUUCCCUGGCCUUCACAGCCAGCAGCCUAUCAUCUGACCAGAUUGGCCAGCUUCCACAGCCUUGUGAGCCAGCAGCCUGUGGUCUGAACUGCCAGUUUGGGCUUUUCAGCCCCUGCAGCCAUGUGGGGUGGAAGAAGCCUACACCCAACCCAUGGAUUUGGGACUUGCCAGCCUUCACAACUGCGUGAGCCAUUUCCUUUUUAUGGUUUGGUUAGUUGCAUCAAAUUAUGGAGCCCAAAGACUGGAGGGAGUGUACUGAAGGGAGAGGGAGUAGUUGAUGUUAAACAUGAUGGAGUGAUACAGCAGUGUGGAAAAGGUGGAGAUUUGAGACAUCUUUAACCUCCACCUCAUAGGAACUAGCUUUGUGCUGAUCUUUAUAAAAGAAAUUAUUCAUUUAGAUCCAUAAUCAAAAAUUCAAAGGGUAGAGAAAAGCAUAUAGUUUCCCUCCUUCCUUCCCAGUUCCUCUCUCCAGGGGCAAUCACAGUUAUCGUUCACUGUUAUUAGCUUUAUUUUUCAGAGAUAGUCUAUGAAUUUAUACACAUGCUUCACAUCUUUUAUCUGUCUUUAGUGUUUUCUAUAUUGACACCCAAAAAGUAUACUCAUUGUUGCUUUGAUAAAAAUCAGUGCUAUUUCAGAAUAGAGUUCAGGGAUUCUCAACACUGAGCUUUGCAUCAUGCCCAGGGCAUUUAUAUUACUCUUCCUCAGUUGCCCCAUCAAUAAAAUGGAGCUGAAACAGGAAUAAGGGUAUAUUAUCCUCAGGUAGGGACUUAAAGAUUUUACUAAUCUUCUGGGUAGAGAACAAGAAAUAUAGGAGGCAUUUCAUAACCACUAGAAUGGCUAUGGAAACCCUGGUUGACAUGUUGGUUAAGUGCUACAGCUGCUAACCAAAAGGUCAGCAGUUCAAAUCCACCAGGCGCUCCUUGGAAACUCUAUGGGGCAGUUCUACUCUGUCCUAUAGGGUCGCUAUGAGUAGGAAUCAACUCAAAGGCAACAGGUCUGGUUUCUGGUUUAGGAUGGCUGUUAUCAGGAAAAUGGAAAAUAACAAGUGCUGGUGAGAAUGUGGAGACACUGGAAUCCUGGUGUAUUGCUGAUGGGAAUAUAAAAUGAUGUAGCCAUAGUGGAAUAACUUUUGGCAGUUCCUCAAAAAGUAAAACAAAAUUACCAUAUAAUCCAGCAAUUCCACUCCUAGGUGUACCAAAAGAAUUGAAAGCAGAGACUCACACAGAUACUUGCAUACCAAUGUUCAUUGCAGCAUUAUUCAAAAGGUGGAAACAACCCAAAUGUCCAUCAAUGGAUGAAUGAAUAAAGAAGAUGUGGUAUAUCCAUACAGUGGAGUAUCAUUCAGCCAUAAAGAGAAAUGAAAUUCCGGUACAUGCUAUGAUAUAGAUGAGCCUUGAGAAUGUUAUGCUAAGUGAAAUAAGUCAGACACAAAAGGACAAAUAUUGUAUGACCCCACUUAUGUAAAAUAUCUAGAUAGGCAAAUGCAGGGAGACAGAGUUUAUUAGUGGUUACUAGGGGCUGGGAGAAGGGGAAGUUGGGGAGUUAUGGCUUAAGGGCUACUGAGUUUCUGUUUGCAGUGAUGAAAAACUUUGGGAAAUAGUGAUGAUGGCAGCACGAUAUGGUGAACGUAAUUAAUGUCACUGAAUUGUAAGCUUAGAAAUGGUUAAAAUAGCAAAUUUUUGUUAUAUAUGUUUUAUCACAAUAAAAUUUAGAAAAAGAAAUACAGGGAGAAGCGAACUAUCGGGGAUUUAGAUCAAGACUUAACACAAUGAUGACAGUAGGAGUUGUGGGGUGCUGGAAUGUACAACUGCAAACCACCCGUUGUGACAACCUGGGGAGACCCACCAGCUGCAAGAGAAACCAGAGAGCGUAACCAAGAAGAGUGGCUUCCUCUUGCUCAAGAUGGACGUUCUGGUUUUCUGGUAAGUGGUGUUUUAAUAUCCACAUUUAUCUGCUGGAGACUGUCUAGAUCUCAGGAGUAAUUAGUAACUUUAUAAUCAUUUUCUUAAACACUAACUGUUUUCUGGAAAUGAAACAACCACCUAUAAAGUUGCUGCUAAUCACUGCUCCAAUAACGAGAAUGAUUAAACUCCUAUGUCCAGGCAAACUGUAGUUACUUUGCAAACAGAGGCAGGGCAGCAUAUAGUAUGUGACCCCAAAGCUUUUCUUUAACUGCUUAGAAGUUCCUGACUCAGUAUUUCUCCCUCCCAUCCUCUGGUGGAGGCACUGAGAAGCAGUGAAUGAAGAGAAUCCAGGGACAUGGAUUAUUUAAAACCUGGUUCAUCUGUCAUACACUCGCCUAGGUGUUGCUGUAGAGGUAUUUUGUAGAUGUGGUUAACAUCUAUAGUCAGUUGACUUUAAAGAUUACCCUUGAUAGUGUGGGUGGGCCUUAUCCAAUCAAUUGAAGACCUUAAGAGCACAACUGAGGUUUCCUGAAGAAGAAUAAAUUCUGCCUCACAACUACAGUGUUAACUCCUGAUGAGUUUCUAGCCUGCUGGCCUGCCCCACAGAUUUCAGACUUGCCAGCCCCUACAAUCGUGUGAGCCAAUUCUUUUAAGUAAAUUUCUUAAUAAAUAGACAUAUGGAUAGAUAUAGAUAUAAGUAUAGAUGGCACAAGAUUGAGCAAUCUUUGUUCUGUUACACAUAAGGUCACCAUUAGCUGGAGAUGACUGGAGGGCAACUAACAACAUUGUUGUUGUUAGGUGCCGUCAAGUCGGUUCCGACUCAUAGAGGCCCUAUAGGACAGAGUAGAGCUGCCCCAUAGGGUUUCCAAGGAGCAGCUGGUGGAUUCGAACUGCUGACCUUUUUUGUUAGCAGCCGUAGCUCUUAACCACUGUGCCACUAGGGCUCCAACAACAACAUAAAAAAAAACAAAACCACUGCCAUCAAGUCGAUUCCGACUCAUAACAACAACAUAGGUAUGGGUAUAUGGAUAUAGACAUAAUCUCUUAUUGGUUCUGUUUCUCUGAAGAGCCCUCACUGAUAAAGUAUUCUUGGUGAGCUUCUAUUUCUCAAGUUAUCCCAUUUGUUUCCUAGGACACUGUCAUGGAUUGAAUUGUGUCCCCCCAAAAUAUGUGUCAACUUGGUUAGGCCAUGUUUCCCAGUAUUGUGUGGUUGCCCUCCAUUUUGUGAUUUUCCUGUGUGUUAUAAAUCAUAAUCUAUGCUUGUGGUUAAAGAGGAUUAGGGUACGACAUAACACCCUUGCUUGGGUCACAUCCCUGAUCCAAUGUAAAGGGAGUUUCCCUGGAGUGUGGCCUGCACCCCUUUUAUCUUACAAGAGAUGAAAUGGAAACAUGCAGAGAGUGGGGACCUUAUACCACUGAGAAAGAAGAACCAGGAGCAGAACCUGUCCUUUGGAGCCCUUUGGACAGAGAGAGGAAGACUUCCCCUGGAGCUGAUGCCUUGAAUUUGGACUUGUAGCCUACUGGACUGUGAGAAAAUACAUUUUUUUUUGUUGUUG